Dichomitus squalens LYAD-421 SS1 is the source of this 1128-nucleotide messenger RNA. Its product is annotated as P-loop containing nucleoside triphosphate hydrolase protein. The transcript is spliced from 3 exons. The record is from RefSeq and is a predicted model, not a curated record. Bases 1 to 1128 code for a protein of 375 amino acids. Lineage: Eukaryota; Fungi; Basidiomycota; Agaricomycetes; Polyporales; Polyporaceae. Gene Ontology annotation, molecular function: ATP hydrolysis activity; ATP binding; iron ion binding. Gene Ontology annotation, biological process: ribosomal subunit export from nucleus; translational initiation; translational termination.
AUGUCCGACAAGAUCACCCGUAUAGCUAUUGUAGACUCCAACAGGUGCAAACCGAAACGGUGUGCGCAGGAAUGCAAAAAGUAUUUCCGCGGUUCUGAGCUGCAAAACUACUUCACGAAGGUUCUUGAGGAUAACCUCAAGGCUCUCAUCAAGCCCCAAUAUGUAGAUCACAUCCCUCGCGCCAUCAAGGGCGUCAUGACCGUCUCGCAGAUGCUCGACGGCAAGCUCGAGCUCGACAACAAGCAGAAGAUAUGCGACGACCUGGAGCUCAACCAUGUCCUCACCCGCGAAAUCAACCAGCUGUCCGGUGGAGAGCUUCAGCGGUUCGCGAUCGCGAUGUCGUGCAUCCAACGCGCAGACGUCUACAUGUUCGACGAGCCCUCAAGUUACUUGGAUAUCAGGCAGCGUCUCAAGGCGGCUGAGGUCAUCCGCGAACUGCUCACGUCCAAUAACUACGUCAUAGCCGUCGAGCACGAUUUAUCAGUACUGGACUACCUUUCCGACUUCGUCUGCUGUCUGUACGGCAAGCCGUCAAUGUACGGUGUCGUGACGAUGCCGUACUCGGUCCGUGAAGGUAUCAACAUCUUCCUGGACGGCUUCAUCCCCACGGAGAAUCUGCGUUUCCGCGAGGAAUCUCUCUCCUUCAAGAUGGUCGAGACUGCCGAAGAGCUCAUCGUCGACGUCACCCGCCACUACUCCUACCCUGCCAUGACCAAGACGCUUGGCGGGUUCAAGCUGACCGUCGAGGGCGGCACCUUUACCGACUCCGAGAUCAUUGUCAUGCUCGGGGAGAAUGGUACUGGGAAGACGACCUUCGUCAAGCUCCUCGCUGGGGACGCGCCCGACGACCCUAACACAGAGCGGCCAACACUCGCAGUGUCGCUGAAGCCGCAGGCGAUCUCGCCCACGUUCGCGGGCACGGUCCGGAUGCUGCUGCUGAAGCGUAUCAAGUCGAUGUUCAUGCACCCGCAGUUCAACACGGACGUCAUCAAGCCGAUGAACCUCGAGCCCAUCCUCGACCAGGAAGUCAAGACGCUUUCGGGAGGAGAGCUCCAGCGUGUUGCUAUCGUCCUCGCGCUCGGAAAGCCUGGCGUCUCCGUGUACCUGAUCGACGAGCCGAGCUCGUAA